ACAGAUUUACAGAUCAUGGACAGACCAAAAGCUACUAUCAUCACCAGAUAUUAUAGACAUUUUGAUAUUCGAGGACAUGCGAUGCGACUGUCACUCUUACUUCUUCCACACGCUCUUCCCCGUAACUCUCACAAACUUCCCCUCUCCCCUCUCCCACUACUCCACCGCACCAUGGCAGCCUCCGCCACCACCAACGUCGAGCACAUAAGCCCAUCAAACACGCGCGUGGGUUGGAUCGGAACUGGUGUAAUGGGCCGCUCCAUGUGCGGCCAUCUUAUAAAAGCUGGUUACAAAGUCACCGUCUUCAACCGGACCCUUUCAAAGGCCCAACCCUUAAUCGACAUGGGAGCUCGCCUGGCUCAAUCACCUCUCGCUGUCGCUUCCCAAUCCGACGUCGUCUUCUCCAUCGUCGGCUUUCCCUCCGACGUCCGCAGCGUCCUCCUUGAUUCCACUUCCGGCGCCCUUCCAGGACUCCGCCCUGGCGGCGUCCUCGUCGACAUGACCACAUCUGAACCCUCCCUCGCCGCGGAGAUUUCAGCAGCCGCCACUAUAAAGGACUGCCACUCCGUUGACGCCCCCGUAUCCGGAGGCGACCGGGGCGCCAAGAACGGUAGCCUCGCAAUUUUCGCAGGAGGAGAUAAAACAGUCAUCGACAGGCUAAGUCCCCUAUUUGCCCUCAUGGGGAGGGUUAAUUACAUGGGUGCCACCGGGAAAGGUCAGUUCGCAAAAUUGGCAAAUCAAAUAACGAUAGCAUCAACAAUGGUUGGAUUAGUAGAGGGAAUUAUUUAUGCCCAUAAAGCUGGAUUAAAUGUUGAAUCUUAUUUAAAUGCAAUCUCAACCGGGGCAGCAGGGUCAAAGUCACUUGAUUUAUAUGGGAGUAGAAUUUUGAAGAGGGAUUUCGAAGCUGGAUUUUUUGUCAAUCAUUUUGUGAAAGAUUUAGGGAUUUGUUUGAAGGAGUGUCAAAAUAUGGGACUUGCUUUGCCAGGAUUAGCUCUGGCCCAGCAGCUUUAUUUGUCUCUUAAGGCUCAUGGUGAAGGGAAUUUAGGCACUCAAGCUCUUAUUUUGGCUCUGGAGAGGCUUAAUAAUGUUUCUCUUGAGAAUUUGGCUUCUUCCAAUUCGGCUGCGAAUUAGACCGGUAACAUUAUUGAGGUGUGAGGAAUAAUUGUAACUACUACAGUCUUUGUUAUGAGUGUUUGGAUUAUGAUGUUGAGGUUAUGAUGUUUUACAAUGUGUUCUUUUGAAA
Messenger RNA from Populus nigra (black poplar), 1243 nucleotides. Its product is annotated as probable 3-hydroxyisobutyrate dehydrogenase-like 1, mitochondrial. The transcript has a single exon. The record is from RefSeq and is a predicted model, not a curated record. Bases 16 to 1131 code for a protein of 371 amino acids. NCBI's taxonomy places the organism in Eukaryota, Viridiplantae, Streptophyta, Magnoliopsida, Malpighiales, Salicaceae. Gene Ontology annotation, molecular function: oxidoreductase activity; NAD binding; NADP binding.